AUGGCCACAAUAGCAGCCGCGUCGACCACGGCGGCGGCAAGCCUUCUUCUAUAUGCCAACCAUUCUCUCGGCAUCACCAAGGACAUCCAACAGUACCGACUGGACCAAUCCUUCAGCAAACGGUUCCCAGAAUUCCUAGGCAAACUAGGACCGCAAUCACCCCAUCUCUAUCGCAUGUUGGAACUGGCCGACCCCAACGCCGAUGCGCUCUACUUUGAAGGACGGACAUGGAACUACCGGGCCGUGAAAGCCCAGGUGGACGAACUCGCCCUGGGCUUACACACGUCUCUGGGCGUCAAGAACGGAGACAUCGUGGCCGUGUUCAUGGCCAAUUCGCCCGAGAUGUUAUUCACAGUCUACGCACUCACGCGACUCGGCGCGGCCCCGGCUCUGAUCAACAAUGCCCUUCGAGACGAGACGCUCCUUCACUGCGUGCGUCUGCCCAACGCGAAGCUUAUCCUGACGACUCCCGAUCUCGCCAUCCACGCAGCCACGGCGGCACGCUCGCUGGGCUCCGGCUCCGGUACCGUUGAUAUCAAGACGGUACGACUAAACCUUGGCUCGUUCCGACCCAGCCCCGUCCCCAGCGAAGACGUGCUUGACUUUCCCUUUCCCGACCCAGCGGCCCAGGGACAGCUCCCACCAACACCACCAAAGACGCUCGCCAGCUUGGGCUGCUUGAUAUACACGUCGGGCACGACGGGCAAACCAAAAGCGUGCAGCAUCAAAAACGCCCUGCUCUGCGUCGUGAGCUGCACGACGUCGGUCGACCACGCCAACCCCAAGAAAUACCUCCGCGGUCUGCGCACGUACUCGUGCAUGCCGCUGUUCCACGGCACGACCUUCUUCACGGGCCUGUGCUACAGCGUGGGCCAGUCCGGGUGCUUCUGCAUCGGGCGGCGGUUCAGCGCGCGCAACUUCUUCAAGGAGGUGUCGGAAAGCAGGGCCACGCGCAUCCUGUACGUCGGCGAGCUGAUGCGCUUCAUCCUCGCGACGGCGCCCGGCGAGUACGACCGCCGCCACUCGGUGCUCGUGGCCGCCGGCAACGGCCUGCAGCGGGACGUGUGGGUGGCGUUCCAGCGGCGGUUCGACGUGCCCGAGGUGCGCGAGUUCUACCGCAGCACCGAAGGGAUGGUCAAGUUCGACAACGUGCACCGCCGCGGCCGCCCGGGGGCGGGCAGGGUGGGGUACAUGGGGGUGCUGCGCAAGCGCGUCUUCGACAAGGGCGCGCAGCACAUCAUCAAGUUCGACUACGACUCGGAGAUGCCGGUGCGCGACGGCAAGACGGGCUGGUGCGUCGUCGCCGACCGCGGCGAGCCCGGCGAGGCCAUCGCCCGCGUCCGCGACAUGUCGACCUACAUCGACUACCACGGCAACCCGGAGGCGACCGAGAAGAAGCUGCUGCGCGACGUCUUCGAGAAGGGCGACGUGUGGCAGCGCAGCGGCGACCUGCUGAUGCAGGAGCGCGACAACUGGGUCCGGUUCGUCGACCGCAUAGGCGACACCUACCGCUGGAUGGGCGAGAACGUGUCGGCCGGGGAGGUGCGUGGCUUCAUCUCCGAACUCGACCGCGUCAAGGACGCCGUCGUCGUCGGGAGGAGGCUGGACGGCUACGACGGACAGGCCGGCACCGCGUUGAUCGUGCUGGACACGCAGGGCGAGAAGGGCAGCGGCAGCGGCGGCGAGCAGGCGUUCAUGGCCGGUCUGUUCAAGGCCCUGAGGGCGAAGGGCGUGCCGAGGUACGCCGUCCCGCGGCUCGUCAUGGUCCGCGAGGAACUGGUCGACGUCGGCGACACGUUCAAGCACGCGAAGAACGUCGUCAAGAACAUCGAGUGGGGCGUCGACGGGGGAGGGAGGCAGUAUUUCCUGGAUUUGGACAACGAGACCUUCAAGCCCCUUGAUUCGACGGCCUGGAAGAGGAUCGAACAGGGCAAGGCGAAGUUGUAG
This is a messenger RNA of Exophiala spinifera, 1947 nucleotides long. RefSeq lists its product as uncharacterized. The transcript has a single exon. Lineage: Eukaryota; Fungi; Ascomycota; Eurotiomycetes; Chaetothyriales; Herpotrichiellaceae. The record is from RefSeq and is a predicted model, not a curated record. Bases 1 to 1947 code for a protein of 648 amino acids. Gene Ontology annotation, molecular function: long-chain fatty acid-CoA ligase activity; long-chain fatty acid transmembrane transporter activity.